Messenger RNA from Funneliformis mosseae, 255 nucleotides. The record is from the annotation of a GenBank genome assembly. NCBI's taxonomy places the organism in Eukaryota, Fungi, Glomeromycota, Glomeromycetes, Glomerales, Glomeraceae.
UCUUCCAGCACGAAGUAUAGUUCCAAGAAAUCAUCAUCCCGUUCUACUAAAAAUUCCAAGUCUAAUAAACCUAGAAAAAAUAAGCAGACUAUCUUGGAAGAAACUGUUCGUAAAAUUAUGCAAAGUGAGCUCAAAUUACUUUUUCCCUUCCUCUUACCUGGGGUCGAGCCGGCUCACAAGACUACCCCUCAGGAGUCUGGUUCAAAUAAAGCCAAUUCAGUAAAACAAGUGCCUCCUAUUCCGGCUAUAGUGGAG